Molecule: messenger RNA, 900 nt
Organism: Arctia plantaginis
Lineage: Eukaryota; Metazoa; Arthropoda; Insecta; Lepidoptera; Erebidae
Source: the annotation of a GenBank genome assembly
AUGGAAAAAAUUGUGAUUUUAUUAACGCUUGCACUUUGUGGUUGCAACGCGUUGUAUAUUGAUGACUUAAUAACUAAUCGGAUUACCAAUGCCGAGGUGGCUCCGAUUGAAAAUUUUAAUUAUUCGAUUUCAUUGCAAAGGCUGUCAGAAUUGGCCCAGCCAACACGCGGUCACGUAUGCGGUGGAGUUUUAAUAACCCUUCAACAUGCACUGACAGCAGCAACGUGUGCAUUUCAAGUGAUCAAUGGGGUUUUAUUCCAAAUAGACGUCUCCCAGCACAGAGUAUUUGCGGGUGCAACUAUGCUGACAAACGACACUGAUACUAACCGCAUUAGACCCAUAGCUAACAUAACUAUUCAUCCCGGAUAUAUUCAUCCCCCGUCAUCGCUCAACAAUAUUGCUAUCAUCACUCUUACCACGCCCUAUUUGAACACAAUAGGAACACCAUUGGCCCUGCCGGCAGCAAACUUUGAUCCUGCAGACUUCACCGUUUGCCAAAUCGCUAGCUGGGGAGCUGAGUCUAUCCAUGAAAAUGCAAGUGUUUCGUUACGUGCCACUAACAAAUUUAUCUACAGCCAUAACCUCUGCAGGAGUGUAUACAGCCAAAGGCCAUUUACCGUUAACGUAUUUCCCAGUAUGAUUUGUGCGGCGACAUUAGACGUAGUUUCUUCAGGUUGCUAUGGGGAUGAAGGUGUACCAUUAGUAUGUAACGGGGUCCUUACCGGAAUUUUGUUCGAAACUAAUCAAUGUGCCUUUGCUGCAAGUCCUGAAGUUUACACCCGUGUUUCGAACUAUACAGAGUGGAUCCGAAGCAUCAGUGGGUCACCGGGACUCCGCCCUGAAAUAUCUUUCUUAGGAGUUGUAGCUAUUGUUAUUGCUAUGUUUGUUAGUAAGGUAUAA